This is a messenger RNA of Rhinocladiella mackenziei CBS 650.93, 2253 nucleotides long. Its product is annotated as 5'/3'-nucleotidase SurE. Gene Ontology annotation, molecular function: hydrolase activity. Gene Ontology annotation, cellular component: P-body. Bases 1 to 2253 code for a protein of 750 amino acids. Lineage: Eukaryota; Fungi; Ascomycota; Eurotiomycetes; Chaetothyriales; Herpotrichiellaceae. The record is from RefSeq and is a predicted model, not a curated record. The transcript is spliced from 4 exons. Gene Ontology annotation, biological process: protein modification process.
AUGCAUAUUCUUGUCGUCAACGAUGACGGUCCUCCGUCUAAACAAUCCUCGCCGUAUGUCCACUCUCUGGUGUCGACUCUUCAAGACGCCGGCCACUCAGUCUCAGUGGUUCUCCCACAUGUCCAGCGGUCAUGGAUUGGAAAGGCUCAUAUUGUUGGCCAAACUUUGACCCCAAGCUACUUUCGGCCCGGUACUCUCCUGAUGGACGGUGGCGUCACAUGUGAUCGUCCAUUCAACGAUGGAAGAGAGGAAUGGAUCCUGAUCGAUGGGACACCCGCCAGCUGUGUGCAGAUAGGCCUGCAUCAUGUAUUCAAAGACAGAAGCCCGAUUGACCUUGUCAUCAGUGGCCCCAAUUAUGGUCGCAACACGACAGCCGUGUUUGCUCUCUCGAGUGGUACCAUUGGUGGCGCUAUGGAAGGCGCCAUGAGUGGCAAGCGAAGCAUUGCAUUGUCAUAUGCGUUCGACUCUCGAGAGCACGACCCCGAAAUCAUAUCGGCCGCUUCUCGGCUGAGCACCAAACUUGUCGAGAAGUUGAUGAGAGAAUGGCCGGAUGACGUCCACCUCUACAGCAUCAAUGUUCCUGUACGAAAAGGCGUCGAAAAUACGAAGAUUGUGUAUACGGAGAUGAUCCAAAACAAAUGGCUCAGCGGUAGCUCCUUUGAAGAGUUACCCGAAGAGGCAGAAGAGAACGAUCCGAACUUGGAAGAGCAAAUCAUCCGUGAAGGCGGUGAACCGAAUGGUGGUGCCGGCAGACCGGUUCCGAAGCGAGUCCACCGCAAAUUCAAAUGGUCGCCCAAUUUUGCCGACGUUCGCAAGUCCGUCCUGGAUGCGGGCAAGGGAGACGGUUGGGAGGUGCUUCAAGGCCAUGUCACGGUCACACCAUUAGUGGCGAACUUCUGGCACCUGCCUCACUACACUGGCGAAAUCAAGCUGGAUAAAGACCGUCCAAGUACUUGGGAUAGCGAAACGGCUCAGCUCUCGGCCCCGUUGCAUGCAUUGGUCGACUACCCGGAUGCAUAUGUGCAACCUCUUGUUUUAGAUGCACUAUAUGGCCUUGAAAACACGCCGAUCAGACUUAUUUCCUCCCUCACGGACUUGCUGGAUCCGGCAGACCGAGUUUUGCAAUUCACAGCGUACGAGUCCUUAGACUUCGAGCACGUCAUGAAACACCCACACACCUCACUCGUGUGCGCUUAUGUUAUACGAAAGGCUCUCAUCCGCAAGCAUUAUCUGUCAAACACCGUGUCAAGUUGGCUGGUCAAGCAUCCUAAUAGCAUUUUAGCAAAGCAUUUCAAGCCCUGCGUACAUUUUGAGUUGGACUAUGCGGAGUUCCUAGACGAAGCCCUGGUGGACGCGUGGGAUCUGAAUGAGAGCAUGGCACAUAAUGAGCAGAAAGAAGCUCGUGAACCGAAAGAUUGGUGGAUUUUGAAACCAGGCAUGAGUGAUGGCGGCAAUGGCGUUAGACUGUUCUCUACGAUGCACGAACUUCGAAAGAUCUUCGAGGAAUGGGGCGGGGAUGCCCCCGAAUCCGAUGCAGAAGGGGAUGAAAAUGAUAUUGGCGACGCCGUUUCAGAGCACCACCAGGGUGUUCUCCCUAAUGGUGAUGCAAUGACAUCCCAACUCAGACACUUCAUUGCCCAACCAUACAUCGACCCUCCCUUGCUCCUUGAUUCAUACGGCCAUCGGAAAUUCCACAUACGCGCAUAUGUCUUGGCUGCUGGAGCCUUGAAAGUCUAUGUGUACCGAGAAAUGCUAGCCCUGUUUGCGGCAAAGAUGUACCAGUCACCAUCUAGCGCUGACGACGCUGAUAUCGUCGACUUAGCACAACAUUUGACAAACACCUGUUUUCAGGAUGAAGCGACCAAGAGCUCAUCGGUCUACCGCUUCUGGACCCUCAGUUCAACCGGAAUGCGAGCCGAUUGGAAAGAGGACAUAUUCCAGCAAAUCUGUGACGUCACUGGCGAGGUGUUCGAGGCUGCCGCUCGUGAGCAAAUGGUCCAUUUCCAAGCAUUGCCGAAUGGGUUCGAAAUCUUUGGCGUUGACUUCUUGAUCGACAAAGAUGUCAAUGUGUGGUUACUCGAACUCAAUGCCUACCCAGACUUCAAACAGACUGGCCUCGAGCUGCAGGAUGCUGUAGUCGGCGGGCUAUUCCAGGAAGUCACCAAGGUGGCCAUUGCUCCAUUCUUUGGGCAUCCUCUCCCGGAGAGCGUGCGGAUGCCGCUCGUCAGGUGUCUCAAUUUGGGACGAGGAUGA